Molecule: messenger RNA, 390 nt
Organism: Colletotrichum orchidophilum
Lineage: Eukaryota; Fungi; Ascomycota; Sordariomycetes; Glomerellales; Glomerellaceae
Exons: 2
Coding region: 1-390 (129 amino acids)
Source: RefSeq, a predicted model, not a curated record
AUGCAGGAAGCAAACGUUUGGCUCAUCACGGGCACCAUCUCGUGCAUAGGUGCCGCCCUCAUGAAACAGUUCGCCGCAAGGGGUGAUAAGGUCAUCGCCACAGGUCGGAACGCUACAAUGAGGCUGGCAGACAAGAAGUCGGAUGCCGCUGUCCCUUUCGACAUCAAUGUAACCUCACCGCUGGCAGAUAUCAAAGCCCAGGUGCGAGAGGCUAUCCAGAUUUUCGGCCACAUCGACUUCGUUGUCAGCAAUGCUGGCUACUCUCUCCUGUCAUCCAUCGAGGAGGCGGAGAACCUUUUCGGAGCGAUGAAGGUCGUCCAGGCCGUUCUCCCCCACUUUCGCGAGAGGAAAUCGGGCACCUUUGGAUUCAUCGGUGCUGGGUUUGGCUGA